Messenger RNA from Lutra lutra (Eurasian river otter), 819 nucleotides. RefSeq names its product keratin-associated protein 10-8-like. Gene Ontology annotation, cellular component: keratin filament. The record is from RefSeq and is a predicted model, not a curated record. The transcript is spliced from 2 exons. Bases 1 to 819 code for a protein of 272 amino acids. Lineage: Eukaryota; Metazoa; Chordata; Mammalia; Carnivora; Mustelidae.
AUGGCAGACACCUGCUGCUCCAGGACCUACGUGGUGGCUGCGUCCACCCUGUCCGUCUGCUCCAGUGACCUGAACUGUGGCAGCCGCGUCUGCUCACCCACUGCUUGCACCAGCUCCUCCUGGCAGGUGGACGACUGCCAAGAGAGCUGCUGCGAGCCCCCCUGCUGUGCCCCCAGCUGUUGCCAGUCCAGCAGCUGCGCUCCCACAUGCUGUGCCCCAGCCUCCUGCCUGACCCUCAUCUGCACCCCUGCGAGCUGCGGGUCCAGCCCCUGCCCGUCAGCCUGCACCAGCUCCUGCCAGCCCUCAUGCUGCCAGCAGUCUAGCUGCCAGCCCUCCUGCUGCAGCUCCUCUCCCUCCCAGGAAGACUGCUGCAAGCCCGUCUGCUGCACCCCUGUCUGCUGCAAGCCCGUCUGCUGCACCCCUGUCUGCUGCACCCCUGUCUCCUGCAAGCCCGUCUGCUGCACCCCUGUCUGCUGCAAGCCUGUCUGCUGCACCCCUGUCUGCUGCACCCCUGUCUCCUGCAAGCCCGUCUGCUGCACCCCUGUCUGCUCUGGGCCCUCCCCCUGCUCGGCCUCCUCCUACUGCCAGCCCAGCCUCUGCUCCUCGUCCUGCUGCAGACCGUCCUCCUGCGUGUCCCUGCUCUGCCAGCCCGUGUGCAGACCCGCCUGCUGCGUGCCUGCCUCCUCCUGCUGUGCCCCUGCCUCCUCCUGCCAACCCAGCUGCUGCCGCCGGGCCUCCUGUGUGUCCCUGCUCUGCCGCCCUGUGGGCUCCUGCCAGGUCUGCUGCGUGCCCACCUCAGCCCAGAAGUCCUGCUGCUGA